CGCCCACCAUAUGGUCGUGCCAUUUGUUGGUUUGGGAGGCAUGCGCCGAGUCGAGCUGCUGGCCGUCUUCGCCCAACAAGGCCGAAAGGGCUCUUGGGGGGGAGGGGUUCAGAGAGUCAGCGGGGAGGGGAGCGGCAGCGUCUGCUGCCAGUCCACGGCGAUGCUGCCGCUCCAGAGCUCCAGCACUUCCAGGGUCUUGACUCGUUCGCGACGCUGGUGGUCUGGGAGCGUACACCCUGCCGGUGCCGCUCGGCUCGCCCGACCACGUGGCCGGCGCAGAGACCGCGGGUUACGUCAACACGGAGCUGUUCCUCCGGGUGUGGCGGCAGAUCAUGGGCCUGCCGUUGGCCUGGAACCAUCAGUGGACCGUGAAGGUCGAUCCAGACACCGUCUUCUUCCCGAACCGACUCCGCGAGUCUCUGCUGCCUUACGGGGCAGACGAGAUGUACGUGCGCAACUGCCCGGGCGGCCCACGUGGCCUCGGGAUGUUUGGCGCUCUCGAAGUCGUCUCGAAGACGGGGCUGGCGGUCUACCACGCCGGGUGGAAGCGCUGCGUUGAAGCGCUGAAGGGGAGGCAGCUCGGCGAGGACAACUUCAUGCAGAAAUGCCUCGACCUUCUCGGCGUGGCGCCCCGAGACAACCCCGACCUCCUGGCGGACGGAUACUGUCCUGGGCGGGUCGUCGACUGCACGGCGAGCUUCCCAGCCUUCCAUCCCUUCAAGACGGUGGACGGGUUCUUCAGGUGCUGGGAGGAGUCCGGCGGCACCACGCUCACCCCCGUGCCAGGCGCACCCGCGAGCGCCACGUGCACGGCGCCGCCCUGGCCUCCGGGGGCGCUGCCGCGCGGGCCCGCGAACGGCAUCCGCCCGCCGCCGCCGGCGGCCCAGCCGAAGCAGGC
Molecule: messenger RNA, 898 nt
Organism: Prorocentrum cordatum
Lineage: Eukaryota; Dinophyceae; Prorocentrales; Prorocentraceae
Source: the annotation of a GenBank genome assembly